Messenger RNA from Anoplopoma fimbria (sablefish), 7025 nucleotides. It is a transcript of the gene specc1la, whose product is annotated as sperm antigen with calponin homology and coiled-coil domains 1-like a. The transcript has 15 exons. The record is from RefSeq and is a predicted model, not a curated record. Gene Ontology annotation, cellular component: microtubule organizing center; filamentous actin. Gene Ontology annotation, molecular function: protein binding. Lineage: Eukaryota; Metazoa; Chordata; Actinopteri; Perciformes; Anoplopomatidae. Gene Ontology annotation, biological process: actin cytoskeleton organization. The coding region runs from base 33 to 3413 and encodes 1126 amino acids.
GCUGUAGAUGUAUCGGCACCACAGAGCUCAGAAUGAAGAAGUCGGUCCGGCCAGCGGUGAGUAAGGGGAGCGGAGAUCGAGGGAAGGGGGACGCCACGGCGACAUCUGGGACCGGAAAGCCCGCAGCCAAGACCAGCACCUCUGCACCUCUGUCCAAGGUGAAAAGCAACGAUGAUCUUUUAGCAGCUAUGGCCGGAGGGAAUCCUGCAUCAAGUAAUGCCGUCAACAAGACCAAGAGGACUGCCUCCGUUGGGACUAACGCUAGCAACCUAGACAGCAAGCCAAAGACGGCGUCGGGUGCUUCAUCCAAGCGGGUGACCUCUUCGAUUCCCAAGGAGCCAAAUUCAUCACGAGACCGUCUCCGGACCUCCAGGACCUCAGCCAACAAGAAGCAGUUGGUUUCGGGGACCGCAGCGGGCGAUGCUACCUCGGGGAAGCGCUCUCGUGGCCAAUUCCUGCCAGAGUCUGAUGGCCGUAUGAGCAAGUCUAAAUCAGACGGCCAGAUCAGUGAUAAGGUGGCUCUGGAGACCAAAGUGAAAGACCUGUUGGGUUUGGCUAAAAGCAAAGAUGUGGAGAUCCUCCACCUUCGCAGUGAGCUGAGGGACAUGAGGGCCCAGCUUGGCCUGGGAGGGAAGGAAGCACCGCAGCAGGAAGAAGCUGGCGAGGAGGAGGAGGAGGAGGAGCAGCAGGAGAAGCCCCCGGUUUCAGCCAUCACAGCAGCCGAUGUGGAGUCCACUCUGAUUCUCUUACAAGAGCAGAACCAGGCCAUCAGGGUGGAGCUCAACCUGCUAAAGAGCGAGAACCGAAUGCUAAAAGACCGGCUCAACGCGCUGGGCUUCUCUCUGGAGCAGAGGCUGGAUGCCUCCGAGAAGCUGUUCAACUACGCCUCCCUGAGCCCGGACCUGGCCGCAGGCAGCGGACAGAGUGAUGGUGGAGGAACGGGUACGCUGACCUCCUCGGUGGAGGGCUCAGCCCCCGGCUCCCUGGAGGACCUGCUCACGGGACACCAGCAUGGAGGCUCGGCAGACAACCUGGACAGUGAGUCUAGCGAGGUCUACCAGGCCGUCACCUCCAGUGACGACGCUCUGGACGCCCCCUCCGGAGCCUCCUCGUCGUCCGAAUCGGAGUGCGCGCCCAGCAGGGAGCGCUCGCGGAGGGGCAGCAGCGACAACGCCAGCGAGGUGUCGGUGGCCUGUCUGACGGAGCGCAUCCACCAGAUGGAGGAGAACCAGCACAGCACCGCCGAGGAGCUCCAGGCCACGUUACAGGAGCUGGCCGACCUGCAGCAAAUCACCCAGGAGCUGAACGGGGAGAACGAGCGGCUCGGCGAGGAGAAGGUGAUCCUCAUGGACUCGCUGUGCCAGCAGAGCGACAAGCUGGAGCUGUACGGCCGACAGAUCGAGUACCUGCGCUCCCUGCUGGAUGACCAUCACAUAUCGUACGGACUGGAGGAGGACAUCAAGAGCGGCCGCUACAUGGAGCUGGAGCAGCGCUACUCAGACCUGGCGGACAACGCCCGCUUCGAUCGAGAACAGCUCCUGGGGGUUCAGCAACACCUGUCCAACACUCUGAAGAUGGCCGAACAGGACAACGCCGAGGCCCAGGAGAUGAUCGGAGCGCUGAAAGAGCGGAACCACCAGAUGGAGCGCAUCAUGGAGUCGGAGAGACAGGGCCGAGCUGCCAUGGGGGCCGCUCUGGAAGAGUACAAGGCGGCGGUGAGCAGUGACCAGGCCGAGCUGAGCCGCUGCAGAAACCAGCUGGACCAGGAGAGGCAGAGGGUGGCCGAGCUGUACUCCCUCCACACAGCCGGGGAUAGAAACGACAUCUGCCAGCUGCUGGAAGGAGUGCGACAGGGGAAAGAAGAGGCGGAGGCCAAGGCGGCCAAGUUGCAGAAGGAGCUGGAGCAAACCCACAGUGAACUCAACCGGCUGCAGGAGACUUUCAGUAAGCUGGACAGGGAAUACAGACACUUCCAGGAGCAGGUGCAGCAGCAGAUGGCCGAGCAGGAGCGCGUGAUGGAGAAGCAGCGCGCGGAGCUGCAGGAGAAAGAGACCGAGAUCGCGGACAUGAAGGAAACCAUCUUUGAGCUGGAGGACGAGGUGGAGCAACACCGAGCUCUCAAACUCCACGACAACCUCAUCAUCACGGACCUCGAGAACUCAGUGAAGAAGCUGCAGGACCAGAAGCACGACAUGGAGAGAGAGAUUAAGAUUCUUCACCGCAGACUGAGGGAGGAGUCGAUGGAGUGGCGUCAGUUCCAGGCUGAUCUGCAGACAGCUGUCGUCAUCGCUAAUGACAUCAAGUCCGAAGCCCAGGAGGAGAUUGGAGACCUGCGGCGCCGGCUGCAGGAAACCCAGGAAAAGAACAAGGAGCUGUGCAAGGAGCUGGACGAGGUCAAGAGCCGCAAGCAGGACGAGGAGAGAGGCAGAGUGUAUAACUACAUGAAUGCAGUGGAGAGGGACCUGGCUGCUCUCAGACAGGGGAUGGGUCUCAGCCGGCGAUCCUCCACCUCCUCAGAGCCCUCGCCCACCGUCAAAACACUCAUCAAGAGCUUCGACAGCGCCUCACAAGGUCCACCUACCAAUGGGAGCCCCACAGCGACGCCAACAGCGACGCCAACAGCCUCGGCCGCUCCGAUACCACGCACCCCCCUCAGCCCGAGUCCCAUGAAGACGCCCCCAGCAGCCGCUGUUUCACCCAUACAGAGACACUCCAUAAGUGGCUCCAUGUCAGCAGCCAAGCCGCUCUCCUCCCUGAGUGACAAGAGGCCCAGCUACACGGACAUCUCCAUGCCAGCUGAGCACCUUCUCAGGGGAACCUCAGCUGGCCGAACUCCGUCUGUCCACCAGAGGAGCUCCAACAUGGACUCCACCAAGACAUUAUCAGUGUCCCGGCGGAGCAGUGAGGAGAUAAAGAGGGACAUGUCCGCUCCAGACGCCUCCUCAUCCUCCCUGAUGGCCAUGAGCGCUGCCUCAUCCCCGCUCUCCCUGUCCUCCUCCUCCCCCACCGCCUCCAUCACCCCCACAGCACGCAGCCGCAUAAGAGAAGAGAGGAAGGACCCGCUGUCAGCACUGGCCAGAGAGUACGGAGGCUCCAAGAGAAACGCUUUGCUAAAGUGGUGCCAGAAGAAGACCGAGGGUUAUCAGAACAUUGAUAUCACGAACUUCAGCAGCAGCUGGAACGAUGGCCUGGCCUUCUGCGCGGUGCUCCACACCUACCUGCCCGCACACAUCCCCUACCAAGAGCUCACCAGCCAGGAGAAGAGGAGAAACUUCACCUUAGCUUUCCAGGCUGCAGAGAGCGUGGGCAUCAAAUGCACUUUGGACUUAAAUGAGAUGGUGCACACAGAGAGGCCGGACUGGCAGAGUGUCAUGACUUAUGUCACAGCCAUAUACAAGUACUUUGAGACCUGACUCCGCCUUCUCACCCAUCCUGCUCCUGCAGCACAAUCAGAGCCACGCCAGCCCUCCUGAGCUUUUCAGCAGCCUCUCAAAACCCACGGACAACUGGUAUACCUCACUGCUCCCCCACCACUACCACCACCACAUUCACAAAACACCCAGGCACGCUGCAUGUCGAGCCUCAGUAUUAAGCAACACUAAGUUACUACAUCCAUCCAAUGCAGCGUAGAGGGCAAAGGUUUGCCUGUAUGUCUGCUGUUACACUAGUAAGCCAUGCAAAGUUAAGCUGUAAAACCAAGUAUGAACUCAUCUUUUCCUUCGGUUGACGCCGGAUGGAGCCGCAUGGAAAAAAAGGAACCAAGUCUCAGUGCCUUCUACCUGGCUUUUUCUUGGAAAAUAAUAUUCCUUAACAGUCAACUAAGUUUCCAGGGGAGUUCCUGCAAAUCUGACUUUCAGCGUGCUACUUUACCAAUAAAUGGUUUUUUUUUGUUUUUCUUGGUUUUGAAUAAUUUGCAGAAAAAACAUCAGCUUCUACAGAAUAACAAACCAAAAGUCAGAGGUGUUGGAAUUUCCCCGCACAACCCCGAACAGAAAAAAGACAAAUGCAGCCUUUUUCUCUUUUUUUUUCGCACGAAGUCUUCCAGAUGCCACAGUUUGAUACAGGUGCCUCUCUCUGUCAAUAGAUAAAGUGCCUGUGUGGGUUUUUGAUGCAGGAGACCAAGAUAUGAGCUCUCUCUAUAUGUGCCAAUCCUCCACAGAGGCAGGCAGUGUCUUUUCACUACAGACUUGUGAAGCUGAAGAUUUGAGGAGUUGUUGCCAAAUAAUGUUUCACAGCCUUUUGAUUGUCGAUUUCUGACUCUGUUGGUUAUCAGAACAGAGUGAUGCUGCAGACAGCUACUACAUCAGCAUCACUUCACGACUGACAGAAAUAUGCUAUUUUCUACAACACUACUACACAUUUCUGCAACACUAACACACUCUUAUGAUACUUGUUUCACUGAAAGAUUCAUGAAGGUUGACUGAUUUUUAUAGGCCUGCAUUUGCCAUCUUGCACUUAGACUUCUUUCAUUAGGCACAUACACACGGGCACGGCAUCAUUUCAUCAUAACCAAAAUAUGAGUGAGUAGUAUUUAGUCUUUUGAUAAAAAUGUGUGUUUGACUGACAUUUAAGUUGUGUUUAGAUCGGAGAGCCUUAAACUUUAUCAGCCUGAUGGUCUAAUUAGAAAAAUAGACUCUCCCCAUGGACUUCUUAACGGGGAAAUGUGCUCCAGUUUUGGGAAAUUUGCAGAAACAGACUCAUAGGUGAAGACACACUUUUGUAGGGCAAUGCAGCGUUGCAUUAAAGGAAUAGUUCAACUUAUUGGGAAAUACACAUAUUCACUUUUUUUCACAGGAAGUUAGAUGAGAAGAUUGAUACCAAUGAGCUGGUUAGCUUAGCCUAGAAUAAAAAAGCUCAUAAUUGACAUGUUUUCUGCUUAAAUGUGCUUGUAAGCAGAUUAAUUAUCUUCUUAGAAAGCCAGGCUAGCUGUUUCCAGUCUUAAUGCUAAGCUAAACUAAUCACUUCCUGCUGGCUAGCUUUAUAUUCAGGCUACAGAAAUGAGAGUGGUAUCAAUUGUCUCGUCUUUCACCCAGCAAGAAAGCAACAAUUGUAUUCCCUAAGAUUUUGAAUUAUUCCUUUUAGCAUUUAUCAUUUUUAGCUCAAAAUAUGCACAAGUAAUCCGACAUUUCAUUGCGCCAUUGACUUAUUUUGUGUGUUAAGACUGAUGCGGUGUUAGACAGGUAGUUUUUGAAAUUCCUACUACGACUUACAGUUACUAUAGAGAUACUUUGUACCACACAAUGUACUAUAACUUGUGCGGUUUCAGUCAGCAACAUUAAUAUUGUGCAUAACACUUAAAGUCCCCUUUUUUAGUAUUUACAAGCAAUACACAAACAUGAAAUUAACGGCUUAUGACGCCCUGUAAUGUAGUUGUAGGAGCUUUAAGGACAUCUUAAAUGUUUAAUAAUGUACAGUUUGUCAGCAGUAAUAACUUCUCCUAUCAAGACUUAUUUAUAUCAUUACAACCGUUUUUCACUACAUUAUUUAUCUGUUAGUAUAGCAGCCUCCACUUAUGGGUGUCCACAGGAGGAAUUAUAAUUGUGGACAAAUACAUUAUUUAACACUUAUAUAUGCUUACAGCUACAUUUUAAGUAUAUUAUAUGCCAUUUCAUUAAAUGUAAAUAUACUGCUUUUAAAAACUAAAUAGGGGGAUUUAAAGUAAAGUGCCACCAUGUUAUGCUGUCUGACUGCUGUGUGUUUAUCGUGCCUCAACAUACCAAGUUCACUGUAUUUAUUUUGCAUGGUUACAAAUCAUUUAUAUUGAGGUCAUUGCUUCAUUUGUGUCCCUGGAGUGUAAAUGAAUUUAUGACACAUACAAUAAGUAGCUGCACUGAGAUAAGCUUUUUUUUUUGUACUCCGCACUUCUUUACUGCCUUAACCGCUCAGCCGAGGCUUCUGCGAGUGAAACUGUGACAUUUUCAAACCCCGGUUAUAUUUGCUUGCCAGGCUGGCGUCACAGUGUGGAAGUAGUUACUGAAAACAGGGUUCUUUCUUGUUUGAGCCCCUUGAGGAACACUAAUAGUGAGUGGUGGUCAUGAACCGUGUCCGGUGAAGGUGAUCACACACUCUGCUUUGAUUUGGAUCAGAUGAAGCUGCCAGCUGGUUUCAGAAACAACAUAUUUGUCCCGAUUUAGAAGCACAUCCUGCCGAACCGCAUCAACUCAGUGUGUACAGCUGCAUUUGACAUUCAGUGAUUUAACGUUAGCACAAGAGAGCCUGCAACAAUGACAGCUUCUUCUUUUUGUGUGUGUGUGUGUGCAAGAGAGAGUGCGAGUGAGGUAUUUAAGGACAUUUGAAAGCAUCGGCUCUCUGUUGAUAAAAGGGCUUUGUGAUGCCAUGUUGCUGAAGAUUAUCAGCCAACAGUUUUAUUGUGUUCUGCUUGGUUCCACCGCCGGCCACCACGUGUUUUAUUGCUCCCGUCAGGAACGUCUGAGAGCCACAGAAAUACAUUUUUGAAGCCUCUCCAUCUUUGAAGUGGAAUGUGUUUUUGAUCACGCUUUAGUGAUCCCGGGACUUUACGAAGGUCCAGCGUGUGCCGAUACGUAGAGUGACUGAUGAACAUGAGGAGAGACCACACGGCUGGCGAAAGCUGGGAAGCACAUUCCACCUCUACAUGAUGCAGCGACGAGGGACAUGUUACGCUAUUUGUAGCUUUACCAUAACAAGCAAAGCAAAUGUGAACAGUGCAUUUUAUCCUAUUGGGUCCACUUCAUCACACUACAUUUAUUUUUCUUUGUGUUUUACUUGAAAAUGCUCUGAGAAUUCCACUGAACCUGCUUUAGUUUGUUCUUUUUUGUUUCCAUGUUGCCUUUUAUUUUUUACAAUCCAUGCCACGUUUUGUUUUUGGUGUGUUCUUCUUUUUUUUUUUUUUUUUUUGCCUCAUCACACUACAUGCAGUGCUGAAAUGGUCCCUUUGAAAAGGUAGAGCUGAAUGAAUAAAUGUGUGUGUAUUUGUGCGUGUCUGUGUGUGUAAAGGGACUAAGCUACAGUAUUAAGUGCACACUACGAUGAUAAUCAGUAAGAAA